Messenger RNA from Mucor velutinosus, 576 nucleotides. RefSeq names its product 6-phosphofructo-2-kinase. NCBI's taxonomy places the organism in Eukaryota, Fungi, Mucoromycota, Mucoromycetes, Mucorales, Mucoraceae. Gene Ontology annotation, biological process: protein O-linked glycosylation; protein N-linked glycosylation; cell wall mannoprotein biosynthetic process. The record is from RefSeq and is a predicted model, not a curated record. The coding region runs from base 1 to 576 and encodes 191 amino acids. Gene Ontology annotation, molecular function: alpha-1,2-mannosyltransferase activity. Gene Ontology annotation, cellular component: Golgi apparatus; membrane. The transcript has 3 exons.
AUGGAGGAAUACGAAUUUUACUGGCGCGUAGAGCCUAGUGUGGAAUUUUUUUGCGAUAUUGAUUACGACCCAUUCUUGUACAUGAAGGAAAACAACAAGAAAUAUGGAUGGACAAUUUCCCUCAUUGAAUUCGAAGCUACUAUUCCUACUCUGUGGGAAACGACAAAGGCAUUUAUGAAGGAGCAUCCUGAUAUGAUUCCAAAGAACAAUUUGAUGAACUUUGUUUCAAAUGAUAAUGGAAAGAACUACAACUUGUGUCACUUUUGGAGCAACUUUGAGAUUGCCGAUCUUAAGUUCCUGAGAAGCCCUGAAUAUACAGCAUUUUUUGAUUAUCUCGACAAAUCUGGAGGAUUCUUCUAUGAAAGAUGGGGAGAUGCGCCUGUGCAUUCCAUUGCUGUGGGUAUCUUUUUAAACAAAUCAGAAGUACACUUUUUCAAUGACAUCGGCUACAAGCAUGAGCCUUUCAUGCACUGUCCUGUUGCUCGUGAGUUGCAGAAAAAGUGCCAUUGCAAUGCAGACGACAAUUUUGAUUUGACCCCAAAUUCUUGUAUGCGCAGAUGGGUAGAAAUUUCUUGA